AUGUCGUACAAGCGCGUCAACACUGCCAACGCUCGGCUCUCGCAAGUUUCUCGUCAAUUCCACUCGACCCACCCAGCUGCCAUGAGCGCCUCGCCUCCCACCCGCGCUUCGGGUACCUCGAACGGCGGCGCCGGUGGGGACAAGCUCGUCAAGCUGCUCUCGGAAGGCGGACUGCGCACCAUCCUGCUCAACCGCGAAAAGGCGCUCAACGCGCUCAACCAGGAGAUGGUCGAUCUCAUCGAUCGUGCGCUCGACGAGUGCAUCCAGUCAUCCAACUGCAACGUCAUCCUCCUCCGCGGUGUCGGCCGCGCGCUGUGUUCUGGCGGAGACGUGCUCGCCGUCGUCAAAGCCGCCGAUUCGCCUGACGCCAAGACCCGCAACACGGCGUUGGACUUUUUCAGCUCCGAGUUCCAGCUCGACUACAAGAUCGCCAGGUUGGGUGAAGCGGCCAACGCGCACAGUGCCGGCCAGGGCGCCGAAGAUGCACGCACGCUAGCCAAGAGUAAGGGGGGUGAUGUCAAGGCCCCCAAAACGUUUGUGUCGGUUAUGGACGGCAUCACGAUGGGUGGUGGCGUGGGGUUGAGCGUUCAUGCUCCGUUCAGGAUUGCGACGGAGCGCACGCUGUUUGCGAUGCCCGAGACGGGUAUCGGUUACUUCCCGGAUGUCGGCGUGACGAGGGUGCUCGCUCGACUCGACGGCCGCGUGGGGCAGUACCUCGGAAUGACGGGCGCGCGUAUCUCGGGCGAGGAAGCAUACCUCGUCGGUCUCGCCACGCACUACGUCACCUCGACCAGCAUCGACUCCCUCGCUCACCGGCUCAGCACGUUGCCCGCCGAGUCCGCGCUCAACCCGGCCUUGGUCUCCUCUGCUCUCCACGAGUUCUCUGCCGACCCGCUCUCCGCAAAGGACACGCUCGCGAAAUCCGCCCUCUUUGGCGACCGCCGCAUUGCUCUCGAUUACGUCUUCGGCCAGCUCUCGUGCGAGUCGAUCUUCGGGUGUCUCGAAGAGAUCGCCUCGGGCCAGUCCGACUCGCAAGCCGCAACGGAGCUGGCGCAGCUUGGGUUGGCGUCGAUCACGCCCGAGGUGCAGCAGUGGGCGACGACGACGCUCAAGGAGCUCAAGACAAAGUCGCCGCGCUCGCUCAAGGUUACGCACCAGGCGAUCCUCGAGGCGCGCAGGUUUGAUGUCGAGGAGGCGUUCCGGUUCGACAUGCGGCUGGCGACGGCGUUUUGCGAUCUGUCGGUGGGGCGCGACUUCUACACGGGUGUGACGCACGUUUUGGAGCGCGACCCGGCGACGGGCAAGAGGCGGACAGGCGUUGCGGAUUGGGACCCGCGCUCGCUGGACCAGGUCAAGGACUCGCAGGUCCGCGCGCUGUUCUUUGCAGACCUCGAAACCGCGCGCAGUGCAGGCUUGAAGCUCGACCUACCCCAGCUGCCCAGCAUCCCGCAGCCCGCCAGCAGCAAAGAGGCGCGACAGGCACGCGACAGUCUUCUCCGCGGCAAAGGCCCCCUGAAGUGGGAACAGAGCCACAACGUCUUUGCGCUUCCCAGCGAGGCCGAGUGCGCAGCCCUCCUCGAGGGCAGCCACCCCGCCGCUGCCGCCGUCGUCCCCGACAGCAGCGAGCUGGUGGAGUGCCUCAAACGGCACAAGGGCGAUUUGCCCGGGUUGGAGUUCAAGGUCCGCGACUGGCUGGAGCGUGUGCAGCGUCAGAAGAAGUAA
Molecule: messenger RNA, 1722 nt
Organism: Sporisorium graminicola
Lineage: Eukaryota; Fungi; Basidiomycota; Ustilaginomycetes; Ustilaginales; Ustilaginaceae
Exons: 1
Coding region: 1-1722 (573 amino acids)
Biological process (GO): L-valine catabolic process
Cellular component (GO): mitochondrion
Molecular function (GO): 3-hydroxyisobutyryl-CoA hydrolase activity
Source: RefSeq, a predicted model, not a curated record